AUGGACAUGGAACUGGUGGACAGGAACACGAAGAAGGUGGUGCAGGAGGCCUUGCGCAUAUGUCGCGAGCGCGGGUACAGGGUGGACACGACGAUUUCCGCGUUCGUGGUGCGCGCGUUGGAUGUGUCGGGCCAGCUGCAGGUGAAGACGGGCUUCGGCCUAAACCAAGAGCUCGACCACGGAGGCCUCAUGGCGGUCUCUGAGAUGGCGGCGGACCACCUCCUCGAACACGACUCUCCGUACUUGUGUACAGUGCGUCUCCAGCUCGGCAUGGAGCAGAAGUUCUUCGCGGAGAAGGGCCGCGUCGAGGAGGAGCUGCGAGGCCGCGACGCCCGCAUGGAAACGGUGCUCAACCUGCUGUGCGACCCCAAGCUGACCCCGGGCAUGGCGCCGGAGGACUUCCGCCGCUUCUGGGACAAGGUGCUCGAGUACAUAUGCAUCAAGACCUCGAUGGACCCGGCUCUGGAGAACGAGGAGGCGGCUGCGCAGGUCCGGGCGGCGCUGGAGAGUGUGCUCCCAGAGUACAUCAUGCCGCGGUUCGUGGGUCUGACGCGCGAGGAGAAGGAGGCGCAGCUGGACGAAGUGGCCUCGAUCACGCUCGGGAUCUGCUCGUACAACCUCGCGACGGGCAAGGGCGCGCUGUGCCUCCCGCCCUCGACCAGCGUCGCCAGCUACCAGCACCAGGCGCGCAGCAUGUUCAACCAGGUGUCCGAGCAGGUCCAGGAGCUCCACGAGGUCGUGCAGGGGUACCUCGCCGUCCUCGCCGCCAUGUCGCGCCAGCACGAGCCCACCCACGAGCGAUUCGUGCGCCUGCGACAAGAGGUCACCAACGUGCAGCAGGAGCUCGCCUACCUCCUCCAGCUGCGCGAGGACGUGUCCGGCGGGACGGCGGCGGCGGAGGACAUCCACCGCCAGCACCAGGCCACGUGCCGCGAGCUCCUGGCGCUGCUGUCCUCCAACCCGACGUCCGUGCCGAAGGAGAAGGUCUACCCGCUGUUCGACCAGCUCGGCGCGAGCGCGCUCGCGAUCAUGGACGAGGCGAAGAUGCUCGAGAUCCGCGUGAAGCUGUUCCACGCCCUCAACUCGCUGUCAGGGGGGUACUCGCGCACGCUGCAGCCCGAGGACGUGGGCGCCGCGCUGGACUACCUGGACGCCGGCGGCGCGCGCGAGGCGCCGAUCCAGUCCGCGUUCGUGCCGUCGAGCUCCCCGAGCCCCGGCCGGCGGCGCGCCAGCGACGCCGGAGUCAUGGGGGAGUUGAUGGAGCCCGGGAUGGAAGUCCCCCCCCUGCAGUUCGGCGGGUACUGCCCCGUGUCGAUCGUCGUGCACGGCGGCGUGCUCGUCCCCGCGGACAUCACGCAGGGCUUCGUGCGGCUGGGCGACGACCAGGUGUUUGGGUGCGUGUCGCAAGAGUACCUCGAGACGUUCCUAGAGUCCCCCGUGUCCUACCUGAGGGCCAUCGAGAGCGUCGCGCGGGCCACGCCGGAGCUCGUCAAGCUCCUCGGCCUCACGGAGACCUUCCCGAGCCUGUGGCUGGAGUCGAUCAUCGAGCUGGUGGCAAAGGGGGUGCACUGCGAGUACGGCACGCAGACGGUGCUGCACCCGGUGGAGCGCAACAUGGACAUGACGUACGAGUGGAACGUGUGGGCGCUGCGGCGGCGCGCGCUGAAGGUGGCGAACUUGCGGCAGAAGGCGACGCACUCGACGCAGUCGGUGCUGUCGCACUUCCGGCGGGAGAACCAGAGCCAGACGUACCCGCAGAAGGAGGUCGGGCAGCAGACGCGGAUGGACAAGGGGCAGGGGAUGCCGAAGAAGCUGCGGUACGUGGCGGGUCUGCGCGGGUCGAACAAGACCAAGAUGAGCGUGGUCAACAUCGACCUCGACGUGGGGCAGCCGCACCAGUUCUGA
This is a messenger RNA of Pedinophyceae sp. YPF-701, 1905 nucleotides long. The record is from the annotation of a GenBank genome assembly. NCBI's taxonomy places the organism in Eukaryota, Viridiplantae, Chlorophyta, Pedinophyceae.